CUCUUAAGGAGCUCUGCGGCCACGCGGGUAGCAAGGCGGAGAGCCGGGAGCAGGGGCCCGCGGGGGUAGGCGCGGGGAGUGCUCAAGUCACUCGGCCCGUCGGCCAGUGAGCGCCGCGCCCCGGGACGCCCCUGACCAAUAGGAAGCGAGGAGGUUUGUGAGUGGCAUUAAGGGAGGGCGGGAGAGAAGGAGCCCGGGAGCGAAGUUGAAGCUAAACCCCGUAAGCCAUAAAGAAGUUACAGGGGGGCGUUUUCGGCUUCCAGUUAGGAAUAAUACUGGCUUCGUAGCAACUACUGAGGAGGAGGAUUCUAAAACCACCUCACCCGUCCCAAAGCCCGCACCCCCCUCCUUCUCCCAUGCACCCCUCCCCCAAUUCAUAAUCAAGGAAAGAAAAGAGAGCUGGGGCGCGCUCUGCUCCUCUCUGCCGGUGGGAAGCGGAGAGGCCUGAGGAGUUGCUUAGUUGGACGUAAGCAUGAGUACAAUUAAGAGGCGGGCGCCUCCGCACCCUUUGCCGUCAGCGGGGACUGAAGUGGCCUGAAAGAGCUGUCCGGCAUUCCCGUUCUUCCCAAAGGGGCUCGGAGCCUCCUCAAAGGCCGCGGGACUGAGAGCAAACGUCGGGGAUUAUUAUGUCGAAUUUCCGAGGACCGGGGUUCGCAGCUCGGAACCGAAGAAAAGGCUGGCUCCUCGGGAGUCCCGCCGGCAUUUGAAACCCAGGGACGCCUAGGAUUGCCCAAAUUGCCGAGGAUCAGCAACUUUCCUCUACUGGCAUCUCAUAUUUUUAAAGAAAAUAUUUUCUGUUCUCCACGUUGGUCUUUUACUACCAACAAAACACUGAAGCAAAGACUUCAGUCUCGUCAUUCAAAGCAUGCUUUAUAUAUGUUUGCCAAAUAUGAUCUCUAAUUGAAAGUUUAUUUUUGGUUUUGGAUGAAUCUGUGGAACUUAUGUUGUAAGAAGAAAGAGGGAACGAGACACGAUGAAAGAGAAGUCCAAAAAUGCUGCCCGGACUAGGAGGGAGAAGGAAAACAGUGAAUUUUAUGAACUGGCUAAAUUACUGCCUUUGCCCUCGGCUAUCACCUCGCAGCUGGACAAAGCAUCCAUAAUCAGACUCACCACCAGCUACCUCAAAAUGAGAGUAGUGUUCCCAGAAGGGCUCGGCGAGGCGUGGGGCCACUCGAGUAGGACCAGCCCCUUGGAUAACGUUGGCCGCGAACUGGGUUCGCAUCUGCUCCAGACCCUGGAUGGCUUCAUCUUUGUGGUGGCCCCAGAUGGGAAGAUCAUGUACAUCUCGGAGACAGCCUCAGUCCACCUGGGUCUUUCUCAGGUAGAGCUGACCGGGAACAGCAUUUACGAGUACAUACACCCGGCGGACCACGACGAGAUGACCGCAGUGCUCACGGCCCACCCGCCCUACCACUCUCACUUCGUCCAGGAGUACGAGAUCGAACGCUCCUUCUUCCUGAGGAUGAAGUGCGUCUUGGCCAAGAGAAACGCGGGCCUCACCUGCGGCGGCUACAAGGUCAUUCACUGCAGCGGCUACCUGAAGAUCCGCCAGUACAGCUUGGACAUGUCCCCCUUCGACGGCUGCUACCAGAACGUGGGCCUAGUGGCCGUGGGCCACUCGCUCCCUCCCAGCGCCGUCACGGAGAUCAAGCUGCACAGCAACAUGUUCAUGUUCCGCGCCAGCCUGGACAUGAAGCUCAUCUUCUUGGACUCCAGAGUGGCGGAGCUGACGGGGUACGAACCUCAGGACCUGAUAGAGAAGACUCUGUACCACCACGUGCAUGGCUGCGACACCUUCCACCUGCGCUGCGCCCACCACCUGCUGCUGGUGAAAGGGCAGGUGACCACCAAGUACUACCGGUUCCUGGCGAAGCACGGCGGCUGGGUUUGGGUGCAGAGCUAUGCGACCAUCGUGCACAACAGCCGCUCCUCCAGGCCACACUGCAUCGUUAGCGUCAACUAUGUCCUCACGGACACGGAAUACAAAGGCCUGCAGCUGUCCCUGGAUCAGAUCUCCGCCUCCAAGCCAGCCUUCUCCUAUGCAAGCAGCUCCACCCCUGCCAUGACUGACAACAGGAAGGGGGCCAAGUCCAGGCUCUCCAGCUCCAAGUCAAAGUCCAGGACUUCCCCUUACCCUCAGUAUCCAGGAUUUCCCACGGAAAGAUCUGAAUCUGAUCACGACAGCCAGUGGGGCGGCAGCCCACUGACCGACACAGCCUCCCCACAGCUCUUGGACCCCGCGGACCGGCCAGGCUCCCAGCACGACGCGUCCUGUGCCUACAGGCAGUUUUCGGAGCGCAGCGCCCUCUGCUAUGGCUUUGCACUCGACCAUCCCAGGCUGGUGGAGGAGAGGCAUUUCCACACCCAGGCCUGCGAGAGCGGCCGGUGUGAGGCAGGCAGGUACUUUCUGGGAGCGCCGCAGGCGGGGAGGGAGCCCUGGUGGGGCUCUCGAGCAGCCCUGCCCCUGACCAAGGCCUCCCCAGAGAGCAGAGAAGCCUACGACAGCAGCAUGCCUCACAUCGCUUCGGUCCACAGGAUCCACGGGCGAGGUCAUUGGGAUGAAGAGAGUGUGGUCAGCUCUCCAGACCCUGGGUCUGCCAGCGAAUCAGGUGACCGGUAUCGCACUGAGCCGUAUCAAAGUAGCCCGCAUGAACCUAGCAAAAUUGAAACUCUGAUAAGAGCCACCCAGCAAAUGAUUAAAGAAGAAGAGAACAGAUUGCAGCUAAGGAAAGGCCCCCCAGACCAACUGGCUUCCAUUAAUGGAGCUGGGAAAAAACACUCCCUCUGUUUUGCAAACUACCAGCAGCCCCCACCGACAGGGGAGGUCUGCCAUGGCUCCGCUCUUGCCAACACUUCGCCGUGUGACCACAUCCAGCAGAGAGAGGGAAAAAUGCUGAGCCCCCACGAUAAUGACUAUGACAACAGUCCCACAGCACUGUCUCGGAUAAGUAGUCCCAAUUCGGAUCGCAUUUCAAAAUCCAGUUUGAUCCUAGCUAAAGACUAUCUCCAUUCGGAUAUGUCUCCUCACCAGACAGCAGGAGACCAUCCUGCCGUCUCUCCAAACUGCUUUGGCACACACCGGCAGUAUUUUGAUAAGCAUGCUUACACAUUAACUGGAUACACCCUGGAGCACUUAUAUGACAGUGAAACUAUUAGAAACUAUUCCUUGGGCUGUAAUGGCUCACACUUUGAUGUAACUUCCCAUCUGAGGAUGCAGCCAGAUCCCACACAAGGACACAAGGGAACAUCUGUUAUAAUAACCAAUGGAAGCUGAUGUUUUUCUAAAACAUUUUGUUCUUUAAGGAUCUCUGAAACAUAUUUAUCAUUUAAUGCCCCAUUACCAGCAUUUACAAUGCCACAGAUUGUUAGAGUGUAUAAUUUAAGUUACUAGGUAUUUAACAUGUGUUCCUGUGAAAUCGAAGACAACAGCGUUGGCAUUCAGGGUUACACACAGACAGUGGAGUUGAAGUGAAUAUACACAUUGCCCCUCUAUUUAUAUGGGAAUCAGAAUAGAUAAAUUUUGAAUUGAAAAAUACUUAUGUAGAUUAAGUGAGCUUAUACACCACGUGAAAGGACUGACGGAUGGCAUGAUGAUCCAGUGAACUUCACACACACAGAUCACUAUCUGCAAACUGCUGUAUAUACUUUACAUACGGAAAUAGAAACUAUAUACCAUAAAUACACCCAGAGUAGGUUACUUUCCUUAACUUUAGCACAUUAAGCUUCUUAAAGAAAUUUCCACUCCCCAAGUAACUAAGAAAGAGAGAGAUACCUCUUGUAAACUGGCUUCUUCUCUGUGCUUUCAAUCAUCCAGCUCAUUUGGUUCAGGCAUAAAUUAAGGAAAUAUUUCUGGAUAUGAUACAAGAAUGAGUUUUCACCUGGUUUCCAUUACAAGCAAUCAGGAAGUGGUGAUUUUUCACCUCACUUUUGAGUUAUACAAGGAACAGGAUCACACUGACAUAGCAGUGAGGGUUCUUCUAAGUAAAAACACCAAGAUGUUGGGACACACAUCAAAAGCUUGGGGGUGCCCAAAUGAAAAUAAGUUAGUAAAGAUGCAAAGGCUGGAGGCAGCAAAAAAAAAGAAAUGGUAUCUCAAAACAAACAAUUUAAGGGUCAGCACAUGUAAUCAACAUAUUUGGGGCUCAUAAAACUAAACAAAUAAAAGAGUCAAGCUAAUUCACCAAGAAAAAAGGCUGAUACGUGCAAAAAAGAAAAAAAAAAAGAAACCUAAGGAAAACCAGUGAAGUGCUUCAUGACAGCAGUGUAAGUGUUUGAACACAUUUCAAAGCCCAGAUGUGCAAAUGUGACAUGUGGAAAGCCUCAGGAGAGAGUCUAAGAUAAAAGCCUGGGCUGAUAGACACGUGGUUAAAGAGCAAGAGUAGUUCUCUGACCCAAGGAUCAGGCAAAGCGUUCAUUUUGCCUAUUGUUUGCAAACAACAAAAACCACAAACUUAGUCUUAAGUUCAUGUGAUACAGUAUAAAGACCAGCAGACUAGGUGCCGGGAUCUCUGGGUUCCAGUUCUCUCCCUGCCUGUAACUUCUUUUGGGAGCACUGAUGUGUCACUCAGCAUGCCUGGACCCCAGUUUCUUUGUCUGUAUGGAAGUUCUAAUGUUCCCUGGUUCUGUGCUUCGUUAGUCCAGCAGAACUGAACUUGUUAACCAGUUAACUCUCUGCUGUGAGGUAUCCAAGUCUUAUCAUUCUGGCUUUUCUGUGCUUGUACAGAGGUCUGGGUGCUUUGAAACUCAAGCAGGUGCAUGGGCUCUUUUAGGUGUGUAUAGUGACAGUCAGCUUUCUAGUUCAGUCAAAGUGUAGAUGGUACAAACUGAUGAGGGAGAAGAAAACCAAGUAAGAUUAUUUAAUGCAUAAUUCUCUAGCAAUCAAAGCAAAGUGACAUAAGUGAUUAGAGAAGUUUCAUAGGUAAUAUUCCCUAGGAAUCCUCUGCCCACAACUCUUGCCAUAUGGAAGGAUGGGAAUGCAUUGGCAAAACUUGGCUUAUCAUUUUGAAGACAGAACAUGACACUGAACACUCAGGGAUUAGUACUGUAUUUUCAUCGUUUAACACAGUUAUUUGGCAGUCCAGAGGUACGUGAUGUUCUGAAUGAUGGUAACCUGAGAGAUGAAUACUGGGUUGUUUGUAUAUGAGUAAAGAGGCUACAUAAAAUUAAAUAUUUCUUGGGUAUGACAGAGCAACAUUUGUGCUGUAAAUGGAAAAAGUGCAAGUGAGUGAGAAAGUUAGUGCUUAUCAUAUAUCCUUUUAAAAAUGUUCAAAGAACAAUAAAGACUAAAUUUUGAACUACACAAGCAAAAGGAUUCAGUAAUUUUGAGAAAGAUAUUUAUGGGAACCCCUGGCACACUUAAGGUGGAUUUUUGAUCAAUUUGCAACAUGAGGUAAGGUUUUAGGAAUGUUAAAGUUCUUGCAGAAUUCUGUAGAUGGCCAAAGGGUCCAAAGACACAACUAUCUCAAGAAUAUGGUGCAUUUUGGAAAGGAAAUCUGUACAGAUGGGUUUUACUGAUGGAUACACUUUUUAACAAAAAUGUUAGGGAGAGAUGCUAUAAAAGAAAUGGAAUCUUAAGAGUCAAGGACAAUGAACUGUUACGAAAGAAAAGACUCUUAACUGAAUAAAUUUCUGUGGAAUUUUUUUUUAUGGGAGAUAGUUAAUUGAUGAAAGAAAUAAACUAUGAACUCUACAAACGGGAUAAUCAGAAGGAAUAAUGCUCUUUCAAAUAGUAUGACCUAUAUUUUUAAGUGAAGACAGAAUUACUUGAAUUUCAUCUUGAUUAAAAUUUUGGUAAAUUGACCAAAAUACAAACAAUUUAUUUAAUUCACAUGUCAACAAUUUUAUAGUAGCAGCUUUAUUACAUUACAUUUAAUGCCUAUAUAUGUAUGUUCCCAGUUAAAACUAAACUUAAAUUGGCUUUAGUUUUAAUACAUGAUUUUCAUUGCUUUCCCAGAUGCUGAGAAUCAUGACACAUGAUUGAAAUAGAGAAGUACGAUUUUUUUUAUCACUGGGGAUUCAUAAAAGUGUGUUAUAUCCAAUUACUAGUACAAUAUGUAGCAAUUCAUUAGAUAAUACAAAUCUCACACUUUUGAGUAAUAGAAGGAGUUUCUUUACUUCUCAUUUUACCUGUCUGCCCCACCUAACUAAAAAAUUUGGAUGACCAAAGAAAUAAAUGAAUAUUUCCCCAUCUUCCUUGGGAAAAGUGAGUUCAAACCCAUUUUUGAGAAUAUACAGGUUUGACGUAUUAUUUUGGGAUGCACAAUACUAAUGUCACAAUCCCUAUGGGUCAGACAUUUAGGUGCGCUUCAGCUCCACAGGUCUUUUGACACACUAUGCUGAGGAUAAUAGCCUCGCUUUUUCUUAACUGUAAUUGCCUGAUAGAGACUAAUCCGACACAGGGCUGAGGUGGCAUUCAGCAUGAGACAGGAUGCAACGAGUGAUUGCCUUCAGUGUUUAUACAGAAAACUCAUUUAUUCGUUCUUGAUUGUAUUUUAUAGGACUAGCACAUUUCCUUUCAGUACUCUUCUUAGUUCCCUCCGCCCCCUGCUGCCACGUGCUCCCUCUGGGCAGAGAAUCCCACUUAAAAUUUUAAGCUUUAAUGGGCUCUUCUAGAAGAGGGUAAUAUGCUCCAUUUUCUGUUCUUUUUUAAUGGGGGGUGAGGAUCGAUUCAAUAAAAGGUCGUUUGGAAAAUAUGCAUAGAUAUUUUAGAAUAAAAUGAAAGGCUUUUCCCCCACUCCCAAAACCUAGACCAAAUAAGUUUGAUAGAAGACACUACAGCUAAAGAGACCUUCUGGAUACAGAGAUGAUAUUUUAGAGCUCUCUCUCUUUCUUUCAAGAGUCAGCUAUUACUAAUAUAUUCAGUGCAAUUCUGUUAGUACUAAUAGUAUUUGCAAGUGUCAGAGUGAAUGCUGAUAUUUGGAAAACCGAGGAUUUGACCAUUUUGGGGUCACUUACCUAGCCCAGUGGAAUAACUUAUGCUUUAAUACACUCUCUUUGACUUGAAAAGUUUGCCCAGAUUUGGUUCCUUCAUUCACACAAAUCACAGGACAUAAACAUACAUCUUAUUUUCCAAAUGACUUAACAAUAAAUGUAAACCCUAUGGUUCUCUCAUGUCAAUGUCAGCUUUUGUGAGUCAGAAUUAGACUAUAAGAUCGCAAAAUCAAUUGGUUAAUUUUUGCUGGGAAAUGCAUUGUGGAUAAAACAAUCAUUUUCACUGUCAACUUUAAAUGAAUGACAGAACAGCUGUGGACACAUGCAUAGAAAAUGUUCUUGGGAGAAAUUUCUGUGUGGGGCUCAUUUUUUGUGCACAAGAGUCGUACGGGUAAUGCUGAACUCAAAAAGGGAGAUUGUGCCCAUAUCCAAACAGGGGUUUGCUCAGAGUUCCUUUUCUAGGAUGGUAUGCAGAAAGGCUGUGUGUGUGUGUGUUCAUUUCGUCUACACGCACAUAUACACAGUUGUAAAACAAGUAACAAGAUUCUGUUCUGCUGUGCUCCUUAAAAACUGAUGGUUCAUCAUAAGAAAUCCUAAUUAAUAACUUAAAACCAAACAUUUAUCAUUUUAUUUAUUGCAAUUUUGCUGCAUGGGACUUUGCUUUCAUAAGCCUGUAUAGUGGAGAGUUUGUCCUAAUUUGCCAAUCUGGAACACAUGUAAUCACAGUUGAAUUUCCACCCAACGACCCUGGUGUGUUUACAUUUCAAAAGAAAUGAAAUUGGCAUGGAAAAAUUUUUAGAAGUACUGUAACUUUUUUUUCCCAUUAUUUUUCCCCAAAGGGAAAUAUUUCAAAAAGUGAAACAUAUGAGUAGGCACUUCAAAAAAAGAUAAAAUAUUUUAUGUUUGUUUUUUGACUGACAUGCUAUAAAAAAGGAUUAUAUUUGUGAAAGAAAAUACUGAUUGCCAAGAUUUCAAAUACCAUCUUGCAAUGUAUAGUUUUUAGUGACAUCGUAGUAUAAAUCUGUAAUUUGAACUUUUACUUUGGAAUGUAAAGUAGAAAAUAUUAGCUAUGUCAAUGAUAUCUUGCAAAGUGUUCCCCUUUAUAAUUAUUUAUAUUGUAAAUAGCUUUCUGAAGUAAAUUCGAAGUUAAUGUGCAUAAAAUGUAUUUAUUAUGUGAGGAAAUUUUUGGUUUAAAAUAUAGUUACCAAUAUGCA
Molecule: messenger RNA, 8144 nt
Organism: Vicugna pacos (alpaca)
Lineage: Eukaryota; Metazoa; Chordata; Mammalia; Artiodactyla; Camelidae
Gene: SIM1
Product: SIM bHLH transcription factor 1
Biological process (GO): regulation of transcription by RNA polymerase II
Molecular function (GO): protein dimerization activity; DNA-binding transcription factor activity, RNA polymerase II-specific; RNA polymerase II transcription regulatory region sequence-specific DNA binding
Source: RefSeq, a predicted model, not a curated record